Molecule: messenger RNA, 1571 nt
Organism: Erythranthe guttata (spotted monkey flower)
Lineage: Eukaryota; Viridiplantae; Streptophyta; Magnoliopsida; Lamiales; Phrymaceae
Gene: ABCI14
Product: trigalactosyldiacylglycerol 1
Biological process (GO): phospholipid transport
Cellular component (GO): ATP-binding cassette (ABC) transporter complex
Source: RefSeq, a predicted model, not a curated record
AAAAAAACCCAGAUUUCUUCUUCUUCUUCAACUUGAAUCUGCUCUACUUUUGGUCGAUUUCUGGAUAUUUUAUGCUAUCUUGUUUCUUCAUUCUUCUGUUCGUCUUCUUACUGGAAAUUCACAUGCUUCAUUUCUCUGUCACAGGCUUCGGGAAUUGGCUUUUGAUGAAAUAUACAGUCGAAGGCAUUUGACAGCUCUUUCAUUUUCGAAGCAAAAAAACAGAGGACCGCAUCUUCCUCUACGUCUUAACAUGCUAGCUGCUGCGCAGAUUCGUCCAGUCAUUCACAUUUAUCACAGAGGUAGCUCUACUAAUUUCAAUUCCGCUGCAAAAUUUACAAAUUUCCGCUUCAAGCACCUCCUUCCAAAGAAGAUCGCUCCCAUUAAAAAAAACAACCGUUUUAUACUGAACACAUACGACGGCCAUUUAAGUGCGUCCGUCUCUGAAGAAGAAGAAGAAGAAGAAGAAGAAGAAGAAGAAGAAGAAGAAGAAGAAGAAGCAAGUGAAAAAUCCUACGUCGUAAAUUACGAACCGAACACAUUCCUAACUAACUGGUCGCCUCCAAGGUACCUAUGGAGAGGACUAUCAGUCCUUAUCCUGGCAGGACAGGUAAUUAUCCGAACAAUCAAGGGCAAAAUCCACUGGAAAAACACCCUCCAGCAGCUCAGGAGAGUGGGCCCCAAAUCGCUCGGCGUUUGUCUCUUAACAUCAGCUUUUGUAGGCAUGGCAUUCACAAUCCAAUUCGUGAGGGAAUUUACGAGAUUAGGCCUCAACAGAUCAGUAGGUGGGGUCCUCGCCCUAGCCUUUGCAAGAGAACUAAGUCCCGUUGUGACAUCGAUUGUAGUUGCGGGCCGCCUCGGAAGUGCCUUUGCAGCCGAGCUAGGCACAAUGCAAGUGUCGGAACAAACCGACACUUUGAGGGUACUCGGAACUGAUCCGGUGGAUUAUUUAAUCACACCGAGGGUGAUAGCUUCGUGCAUUGCACUCCCGUUUUUGACCUUGAUGUGUUUUACGGUUGGGUUGGCUUCUAGUGCUUUGCUUUCGGACAGUGUUUAUGGGAUUAGCAUUAAUAUAAUAUUGGAUUCUGCUCGGAGAGCUCUGAAUUCGUGGGAUAUAAUCAGUGCCAUGAUAAAGUCGGGGGUGUUUGGGGCUAUAAUAUCUGUUGUGAGCUGUGCUUGGGGGGUGACGACUUUGGGGGGUGCUAAGGGGGUCGGUGAAUCGACUACAUCGGCUGUGGUUGUGUCUCUUGUCGGGAUUUUUAUUGCCGAUUUUGCCCUCUCGUGUUGCUUUUUCCAGGGUGCGGGUGAUUCGUUGAAGAAUUGUAUGUGACGUUCUUUGGAGGUUAGUUACAUUGUACCAGCAUCCUUGGUAAUAUAAGUUUUCAAUUUGAGAACUAGAUUUCAAUGUGUCUGAAUUAUUUCAUCUCGAUUCAUAUUUAUUGAUUUUGUUCUGUUCAGCCCCGGUAUAUAGCUUAUUUCGUUUUCGUUCUGUAGAAGCUUAUGUGAAAGUAAGCUUAUAACUUUUCUUUCUUCAGAAUUUAUAAUCUCAUUUCCAGGGAAAGUAAGUUUUUGAU